ACAUAUAUGCAAUUUUGUACACACGCGCGAUUAUGCAUGUAUAAACAUUCAGUCAUACGCCUUCUCGCACAAUGAGACUUUGUAUUCGAUUAGGUCUCCUGUUUUCUUGAUGUCAGACCUUUUUGUCAUGUCGAAUUAUGUAGGAAGAAAUCAGUCCGUUCGUGUAAAUGAGGUCAAAUUUAAUUAUUGAAUAAAAGCUUAAAAAUGCUUUCCACUAAAACUACAUUCGAGUACAGGCAACUUACGCUGUAGGCGAGGCUUUAGAUUUCAUUUCACAGCGAUUUGAGAAAUUGGGAGGAUCGAUAGGAUCCAUUGACUAAAUAAUGUAGCCUAAAGCGAAUGGGAAGCAGUAGCCUAGGCUACAUUAACUAUUUCAAAAGUAGAGAUGGGUCUCGAGGUGAAGGGCAGUAUGUGCGUCUUGCCACACCGGCGAUUUGCUUCUUCAAGCGGAUCAGCAUGAUAUCCAGUUUACAUUGUGGUAACUGGAACGACGCCUAUCAGGAAACUGUUUUUUUUUCGAGGUAGAAAGUUCACUCACGUGAUGUUUUGAGUAGGGGAAACACUGUAUAGAGUAGGCUACAAAUAAUUUAUAAUGUAUCUCACUCCGCUUAAACAACGGGACAAGAGGUAGCGUACCGUUCAUGUGGGAUCUCAUCUUGGUCUGCCUUCAGAACAAACUAGCCUAAAAGAUUCACCUCAUAGUAUUUUUGUGCGUCUGCAAUCAAGAUGGUAACUCCAGCGCGUGGUCCAGGGCUGAGGGUGGUCCUGCUUGGCAGGGCAGGAGCAGGGAAGAGCACCACAGGAAACACCCUCCUGGGGAGAGAGCGGUUCCAGGAGGGGAGGGCCACCCUGCAGAGUGUGAUGGAGGGAGGAGAGGUGGAGGGGAGGACGGUCACCGUGGUCGACACCCCAGGGACCAACACCCUGGAUAAAGAAGGACUGAGGGAAGAGAUGGAGAGAGCCCUCGUCCUGUCCUCCCCGGGUCCCCAGGUGUUCCUGCUGGUGGUGAGGGUGGGAGGAGUCACGCAGGAGGAUGUGGGCGUGUCUAGGUGGAUCCAGGAGACCCUGGGGGAGCAGGCCCUGAGGCGCACCCUGCUGCUGGUCACCGGGAGAGAGAAGCUCACCCGCAGACAGUGGGAGGAGUUUGAGAAGCAGGAAGUGAUCAGAGGUCUGGUGAGGCUCUGUGGAGGAGGACUCCACGCUGUGAACAGCAAAGCAGAGAUCCACCCUGGGCACGUCACCAAGCUGCUGGAGAAGAUGGAGCAGGUGGUGGAGCAGAACGCAGGACAGCCUUACACCUGGGACACUUACCUGCAGAGGAGAGGACUCAGGGGGGGGAGGAAGGGACAGGGAGGGGGUGGAGGAGCAGAGGGUGGAUGGAGGACACAGGGUGGAGGUGAGAGGAGGGGGGGAAAGACAGGAUAUGAGGUGGAGGGGCAGAAACAGAAGGAGGUGGAGGGCAAGAGAAAUGGACACAAUGUUGAGGAAAAGAGGAUUGAGAAGGAGAAGCAAAUGAGGAGGGAGGAGGAGAGUAGGAGACUGCAAGAAGAAAUGAGGAGAGAGGAAGAGAGUAGAAAAACAGCGGAAAAAAGGAGAGAGGAGAGUAGAAGAAAGGAAGAAAUGAGGAGAAGAGAGGAAGAGAGUAGAAGACAGCAAGAGGAAAAGAGGAGAGAGGAGGAGGAGAAGAGAAAAAGAAAGGAGGAAAUGAGAGAGGAGAAAAACAGAAAAGCAGAGAUAAAGAAGAAGAAAGCAGAGGAGAAACAGACCGCCAUCUAG
Molecule: messenger RNA, 1776 nt
Organism: Hypomesus transpacificus
Lineage: Eukaryota; Metazoa; Chordata; Actinopteri; Osmeriformes; Osmeridae
Product: GTPase IMAP family member 3-like
Exons: 3
Coding region: 727-1776 (349 amino acids)
Molecular function (GO): GTP binding
Source: RefSeq, a predicted model, not a curated record